AUGGCCUACUUAAGCUCGGAAUCUUUACAUACACUUCCGGGUUAUUAUGAUUCGCGGGAACCGGAACCAUCCUCCAUCUUGUUCCCACGAGGCCCCCAAUGGACGAGGAGGUACCAGAGGACGCCGCACUUAGACCGCCUCAACGAUUGUUUCGUGUACACAGACCAAGGGCCCCCGAUGUACAGGCUGCUGGGGGCCCAUUACAAUAUGUACAAGAUCCCCGUGAAAACUGACUACCAUUUUACGGACCGUUCGUGUCAUUUCGAACUGCGACAGUACAACGCUCCGAACUACAGAAACGAGGCUCUGACAUUCCCACCCGGACCCCCGCCAGCCCAGGUGGCUGUUUACGACCAGCUGGUUACCGGGCCAGUUUCCGACAACCAGACUGCACCCACCAUGCAGACACGGAACAAUUAUUUUAGCAGCAUCCAGGCCUGGGAUAAGUAUCGAUACCUGCCGGGGCCGCCAACCGAGAAACAGAUGAACCGGAAAUUCUAG
Molecule: messenger RNA, 501 nt
Organism: Candidula unifasciata
Lineage: Eukaryota; Metazoa; Mollusca; Gastropoda; Stylommatophora; Geomitridae
Source: the annotation of a GenBank genome assembly